Messenger RNA from Grammomys surdaster, 1230 nucleotides. It is a transcript of the gene Faxc, whose product is annotated as failed axon connections homolog, metaxin like GST domain containing. Lineage: Eukaryota; Metazoa; Chordata; Mammalia; Rodentia; Muridae. Gene Ontology annotation, cellular component: cytoplasm. The record is from RefSeq and is a predicted model, not a curated record. Bases 1 to 1230 code for a protein of 409 amino acids. The transcript has 6 exons.
AUGCACUGGGGGGUUGGCUUUGCUUCGUCCAGGCCGUGCGUGGUGGACCUGAGCUGGAACCAGAGCAUCUCCUUCUCCGGCUGGUGGGCCGGGUCCGAGGAGCCCUUUUCCUUUUAUGGGGACAUCAUCGCUUUCCCUUUGCAGGAUUACGGUGGGAUCAUGGCAGGGCUGGGCUCGGAUCCCUGGUGGAAGAAAACCCUUUAUUUGACUGGGGGAGCUUUGCUGGCUGCGGCUGCGUAUCUGCUCCACGAACUCCUGGUCAUUAGGAAACAGCAAGAGCUUGACUCCAAAGAUGCUAUUAUUUUGCAUCAGUUUGCAAGACCUAACAAUGGCGUCCCCAGCUUGUCUCCUUUCUGUUUGAAAAUGGAAACUUACUUAAGAAUGGCCGACCUACCCUAUCAGAACUAUUUUGGUGGAAAACUCUCUGCUCAAGGGAAAAUGCCUUGGAUUGAAUAUAAUAAUGAAAAAGUGUCUGGCACAGAAUUCAUAAUCGACUUUCUGGAAGAGAAACUUGGAGUGAACUUAAAUAAAAAUCUUGGCCCCCAUGAAAGAGCUGUCUCAAGAGCUGUGACCAAGAUGGUGGAAGAGCACUUCUACUGGACGUUAGCUUAUUGCCAGUGGGUGGACAAUCUCAAUGAGACCCGGAAGAUGCUGUCACUUAGUGGUGGUGGUCCCUUCAGUAACCUGCUCAGGUGGGUCGUGUGCCACAUAACAAAAGGAAUUGUGAAGCGGGAGAUGCACGGCCACGGCAUUGGCCGCUUCUCGGAGGAAGAGAUUUACAUGCUGAUGGAGAAGGACAUGCGGUCUUUAGCGGGGCUUUUGGGUGACAAGAAGUACAUCAUGGGGCCCAAGCUUUCCACUCUUGAUGCUACUGUCUUUGGACACUUGGCACAGGCGAUGUGGACCUUACCAGGGACAAGACCGGAGCGGCUAAUCAAAGGUGAGCUGAUCAACCUUGCCAUGUACUGCGAGAGGAUAAGGAGGAAGUUCUGGCCCGAGUGGCAGCAUGACGACGACAACACCAUCUAUGAGUCUGAGGAGAGCAGCGAGGGUAGCAAGACUCACACACCCAUGCUGGAUUUCAGCUUUUACUCAAGGACAGACACCUUUGAAGAUGAGGGGGCUGAGAACAGUUUUUCCAGGACCCCAGACACGGAUUUCACCGGACACUCUCUCUUUGACUCUGACGUGGACAUGGAUGACUACACAGAACACGAACAGUGCAAAUGA